CUAAUAAAAUGUUUGUACAAGAUUAUACAACAACAAAAGAUAUUCUUAAUACUGCACAGGAAAUUGCCUGGUAUCUUGAAUUUGCAGUAACAAUUAAAAGUAGUGGCCCUCGUCAUUUUCAUCUUCAAUACAAAUGUGGUGGCCAACCUCGUAAUACUUCAAAUCUGACAGAAGAAACAUGUAAAAGAAAGAGAAUAAGUAAACGUUGCAGAUACCCAUUUCUUUUAAAAGCAGUUUUAAAAAAUUUUAAAUGGCAUAUUAAUGAAAUAACAGACAAGCACAAUCAUUCUAUAGUUAAGGAUGAGAGAAUUUUUCAUGAAUAUCAUCAAUUAACACGAGAAACAAGAAAUACGGCUAUCCGAAUGUUAAAAGCAGGGGCAAAACCUAGUAUGAUCUAUGAAGCUGUUAGGGACGAAGAUGGAAAACUAACUGCAACUAGAAAAGACAUAGCUAAUUUAAGCUUAUGA
Messenger RNA from Dentiscutata heterogama, 467 nucleotides. The record is from the annotation of a GenBank genome assembly. NCBI's taxonomy places the organism in Eukaryota, Fungi, Glomeromycota, Glomeromycetes, Diversisporales, Gigasporaceae.